Molecule: messenger RNA, 304 nt
Organism: Symbiodinium necroappetens
Lineage: Eukaryota; Dinophyceae; Suessiales; Symbiodiniaceae
Source: the annotation of a GenBank genome assembly
GUGAUUGAUGCCAGCAACGUGCGGGAGCUUCUGGACUAUGCUUCCCGGGUGACGCCACCGCUGGAGACCCUGAACCAGAAGUGCUACGAGUUCUGGACCUCCCAUCCGGAGCAUCUGAGCUUCAUGAAGAGCCCGGUGAGGGACCGCCUACCCUCCAACUUGCCCACCGUGGCCUCUCCAGAGCUGCGUGCGGCCACGGAGUCAGAGGCGAGAUCCACGCAGAGCCGGCAGCACUUCGAGCACCUGCAGGCGCAUCUCCAGCAGCUGGCUCAGCCGCCGGCCUACACCCCUGCCUCUGUCGCAG